AUGGCUCUUCGCUGCUACAGCAGAAGAAACCUUGUGCCCGCCUAUAGAGCGCUGCAGCAGCGGAUGUCGACUGCGGGCCCCUCAGAUGUUGCUUGCACCGCUGUACCUGCCGCGCGGAGGUACGCCCACGACACAUCUUCAGCAUCGCAGCAAUACUCAUCAGCAGCACAAGAUCAGCAGCAUGGAAGUUGGUCUUUCUUCUUUCCCGACAAUCUACCCUGGGCGCAGAGGAAACUUUUUGCUUCGCGAGCAAGGCAUCCCCUUGUGAAGAAGCUCAUCUCCGAAAUCUACAGCACCUCCCGUGAUCCUGCUGCCAACCGUGUCUGGAAAGCCUACAUGGACCUCAAAGAGACCUAUGAUGCCGAUAUUGCAAGUAACUCGUCGGCAGCCUCGACCUCCCUUCUCACACAACUCGAGCCUGCCCACCUACAGCAGCUCUUACGAGCCAUAGACCCUGCCGUAGCAAGGACACGGAAGCUAGCUCGAGCUGAGAGCAAGCGUCGCCAGAACAUGCACGAGCAGCAAUCGACAAUCGCUUCUGGCAAAUCACCUGCCAAAAUUCUCGUCGCAGAGCCUCACAGCUCCAAGCACUCUGGCAAGAUCUUCGACGCCCAACAUCCUGUCCGCGAGUACAUGCGCAGAGUCCAAAUCAUCUUCCGUGACAUGAGGCUGCACUCAUCCAUCGUACCCAGCACCAGCUCCGCCUUCGAGUCUCUGCCCAGCCUAGCUGACUACAACCACGUCCUCUCGCGUCUGGCACCUGGAGGUCACAUCGGCCCCAUGUCGGCCAUCUGGAAUGGGAUUACGGACGUCUCGCCAAAGGCUGGCUCACAAGGUCUUCAUCCGAACCAGUACACAUACAGGGAGUUGAUGGUCGGACUCAGUCGACACGCAACCGAGCAGAUCGAGAGAGUGCAAAAGGGAGAAGCGUCAAAGAUGUUGGAUUACUCCCCAAGGAAGAAGCAGCUGGAAAAGUCGGCGAGAGCUGCCGCCGCAGGUUUGGCCAGAUUCGGUCAAGUCUUGGCACCUUCAGCACGAGCAGCUGCUAUUCUCGCUGCUCUUCGCACCAUGGCCCUUCUCAAAGACAUGAAAGAUCACGCAGUGACGCCUAACCAGUUCACACUCGACUUUGCCGCCCGAACACUCCGAUUGGCAGGCCACAUCGACGGUCUUCACCUGCUCAUGCAACAGGCUUACGGCAUUGACCUAUCGUCUCCCGACACUACUGAAUCAGCGGAGAAACAGUCUAGCGGCGUUGCUCCCACCACGCAUACCCUCAACACCAUCCUGAUGGCACUCGGUGAGCAGGCCAGUGUGCCCGAGAUGGUUGCUGCUUACGAGACCCUUGCUAAGCCCCUGCCUCUAGAUUCGGCUCGUGCAGACACAUCCUCUUCAGGAGAGGGCAUCUUCUCCACCAACUGGAAAGAUAUCUUCAACAGCAUGCGCAACCAUGAUGCUGAGGUAGCUCAGCAAGGUAAUAGCAUCGAAGAGACAAGCGUCCCAGACAUUUUUGCAUACGUCAUCCCCCACAGGAUUUAUCCGAACACCAAGACGUUCCAGAUCUUGCUCCGUCAUUGCUGCAGCGAAGUCGAUCCGCUUCGGUCCCCGGUGGCCCUCAAGACGCAAGGUGGCACCAGCUCGAUCAACACAUUAGCAAAAGAAUUAACCGAGAAAGCCUUGGCCGAGAUGCAGGAUGGCGGGCCUCGUGCAGCUGAGAUGGAGCGCAGGCGCAGGGGCGCUUACACUUUGUUCGCCAAGAGCCUUCUGUCCGAAGCGCUUGACCGGUCUGACGAGCUGCUGCGCUUGACAGCUCGCAACCUGGGAAUCAACUUUGAGCUCACCGAGCAAACUGCCACCACCUCCACGAAAGGUACGGAGCAGUCCGAGUCUGUCGAUGCCGAGACCGUCGAGAGUGCUAUGUCAACCCAACUCAGGCCAGAAUACUCCAGUGUCUCUGUUAAUCCAGGUAAUGCGUUAGAAGCCGACUUCCUUCCCAUUCUCGAACCACCGGCCUUCUCCAUCACUGCGCUCAUGGUCGAGCCCUUUUUCUCGUUGGCGUCGCAAAGCAAGAACAUAGGCGACCUUCGCUGGAUUCGAUCAAUCUUGUCCAAAGCCCUGCAGAAAAAGGCUGCCGAGGUAAAGUUGAUUGAUGCAGCUUGGCGAGUGUACAGCGCACGCUUCUCAAAAGCACGCGAGCUCGUCACAUCGCAAGACUCGACCGCUAAGCCGAAGCUGAGCGAUCUGGAGGGCCUCGAGCCUCUAAAGCUCAACGACCAGAAGCAAAGCGAGAUCUACGCCUUCCUCAACCGUCUGCGUCAACAACACCGACUAGCAGCCAGGCAAGCACAGGGCUUAGAACAGCUACUCUACGAUCGACUGGACGAGCGCAUGCAGGACCUAGCCGCACGCAGAAACCGCAAGAAGAUGCAGCGAGUGAACAACCAUCGCGAGCAACGCAUCGUGGCUGAACAGCAGAGGAUUGAGGAGGAAGAGCUUGAAGCUGCACGAAAGGCUGAGGCCGCUGAGGCGAGAAGGCUUCGAGCUCUUCAGAAGGACGAGCAGCAAAGCUUGCAAACCUCUGCCGACAAUGCUAGUCCUCCAUUGGAGGCUGCCGCUUCGACUGUAUGA
Ustilago hordei is the source of this 2628-nucleotide messenger RNA. RefSeq lists its product as uncharacterized. The transcript has a single exon. The coding region runs from base 1 to 2628 and encodes 875 amino acids. Lineage: Eukaryota; Fungi; Basidiomycota; Ustilaginomycetes; Ustilaginales; Ustilaginaceae. The record is from RefSeq and is a predicted model, not a curated record.